Molecule: messenger RNA, 762 nt
Organism: Arabis nemorensis
Lineage: Eukaryota; Viridiplantae; Streptophyta; Magnoliopsida; Brassicales; Brassicaceae
Source: the annotation of a GenBank genome assembly
AUGAUGGAGCUAAUAUGGGUGAACUCGGCAUUAUCGACACAGGCUCUGCGGUUCCUCUGUAUGGAUAUACGCGCAGUCUUAAAGGGUAACACAGUUGUUUGUGCCGGUGGUAACUCUGGCCCUGAGGCUGAGGCUGAGGCUGAGACUGUGACAAACACGGCUCCUUGGAUCGGGACUAAUAUACUUGUCUACAAUACGGUCCAGUGGAGCGACUGUUGUGAAGAUACAACCUUCUACAACACUUGUUGGACAACUAGUUGGUACAAAGGUGGCAACUUUCUCAUCAAGCCGGAUAUAGAAGCAUCAGGAGUGAGCAUAUUGGCGGCUACAACCACGAAUAUCACUUUCAAUGACCGCAGAUUCAUUUCAGGAGUUGUUGCUUUUCUCAAAUCUUUGCACCGUAAUUGGUCUCCUGCUGCUAUUAGAUCAGCCAUUCUUCCAUUUGGAGAGCAGAUAUUUGCACAAGGGUCACCUCGCAAGCUAGCUGAUCCGUUCGACUAUGGUGGAGGCGUUGUGAAAGAGGCAAAACUAGGAACCGUCUGUAUGAAUCCCAAACCAUCCGUUCUUGAUUUCAUCUUGCCUUCCAUCACAAUCCCAAACCUCAAAGAAGAAGUCACUCUCACCAGAACCCUCACUAACGUUGGACCGCUCAACUCUGUCUACAAAAUAGUGGUUGAGCCACCAUUGGGCGUCCAAGUGACCGUGACGCCGAAGAAAACUAGUGUUUCAAUUCAAGGACCAAAAGGGUCUCUUUCAAAGUGA